This is a messenger RNA of Blepharisma stoltei, 588 nucleotides long. The record is from the annotation of a GenBank genome assembly. Lineage: Eukaryota; Ciliophora; Heterotrichea; Heterotrichida; Blepharismidae.
AUGACAUCAAUCCCUGAUUGGAUCAUGGACAAGCUUAAAGUCAGCACUCCCAGGAAAAUUUCAAUAAUAAGAAAACACAAUAGACUUUUCAAAAGGUAAAAUUCAAUAAGUUUUCAAGAGCAUCCUCUCUCCUAUUUAAAAAGCAGCAGAAAUAGUUUAUCUCCAGAGCAGAAAAAUUCUACUUCAAAUUAUUAUCAAAAUUCAAUUUUUAUCCCAGUAAAUCAAGAAACACCUAAAAAAAGUAUAAUUAUCCACAAAUAUAAGCCUUCUAUAGAAAGAAUAUUAAAUGCAACGAGUAAACUAGAAAUAAUAACCCGAAAAAACAUAGAAAAUGAGGAUUUUAAAGAUGAUAUAAAAUCAAGAAUCUCUUUAAAAGCCAAGCUGAACCAUUUGAAUAAAAGUGAGUUAAGAAUCGUUGGAGAAAAAGCAGGGGUAUCACUGCCAAAAAUAUAUCAAUUUCACAGAAACCCUGGGAAGAUGAAAAACAAAAAUGUAAAUGACCAGUCCACAGUAUUUUGUGAUCGUAAAUUUGAAGAAGCAGAAACUGAUUUUCGCAUGCUGAGCGAUAUAGAUUGUGAUAAAGAUUAA